GGCAGGGGAUGCCAUUCCAACCACGAUGAGGGACCUGAAUCCACCGCCGAGCCCUGCCUCACCUAGCAACGAGACUACCCUAUCAUCUGUAUCCGACUAUGACUUCGUCCAUGACCUCAAUCAUAUGCUCUGUGAGAUGGAGUACCUCAAUAGAACAAAUAUGUUUAUCGACAGAGGAGUGAGUUUCUGCAAUGCAUCACACGAUAAACUGCUAUGCUGGCCGCCGAUAGAAGCCGGAGAUAAUGUGAGCAUCCCAUGUCCGCCGCGAACAUAUCCAUUCAAAGCAACUCGGUUUUGCUUGGACACAGGGGAAUGGGCUGCUUUCACGCAUUACAAUGACUGCCAUACAUUCAUAUUUCCGGAACAGCCAACGAGUCCUACUUUCUACCUUGCUCUCCGAUACGUUUACCUGAUCGGCAUCACGCUGUCCCUCGUUCUUCUUCUCAUCACCCUCUUCAUAUUCUGCUACUUUAAGGCGUUGCAAUGCACUCGUAUUGCCAUCCACAAGAACCUCGUUGUAUCAUUCAUCUUUAGAUAUAUUUUGAUGAUAUUACAACUACAACCUCUUCUUACCAUGGAUUACAGCACUGAAAUUCAGCUAAGUUCGUCAAAUUUUCAAAAUGACAACAAAAAUGACUUCGUUCUCCAUAAAGUACCUGGAUUUUGUCGGUUAAUCCUUGUUCUGCUGGAGUAUUUUAGUAUGGCCAACAUGUACUGGAUGUUUGUAGAAGGCCUCUAUCUAACCAGCCGGAUUGCUGUCGCCGUCUUCAGCACCGAAUCCAACUUUAAAAUAUACCUUGCCAUCGGUUGGGUUUCUCCGCUUCUGUUCACCAUACCAUGGGCUAUCGUGAUGAGCUAUGACAGCCCUUCACCCUGUUGGGUCGACUAUCUUGACACAGCAUACAUAUGGAUCCUCAGAGCCCCUCUAAUAGCUGCACUGGUGAUUAACACUUUAUUCCUGAUCAACAUCAUAAGGAUUCUCAUUACCAAGCUACAGGCCACUCACACCAUGGAAACGAACCAAAUGAGGAAAGCGACGAAAGCUGUCGCAGUCUUGUUUCCAUUGCUGGGUUUGACCAAUCUUAUUUUCUUCUGGCAUGGGAACAGUGAGAACGAGACAGAGAUGAAAGCAUUCACUGUCACUAAUGCCGUUCUACAAUCAACACAGGGUGUUUUCGUGGCGGUGAUCUACUGUUUCUUGAAUACAGAGGUUCGGAAGUUGGUCAAACGCAAGGUGUUGGCAAGUCUGGAUGAGUACGGUAAGCGGACUCCUCGUCGAAGUCAUCAGUACCAUACGACCAACGGCUCGUGCGGAGUGCCUACCACAUCAGAGGUCGUCAUGGCGGUGUCGUACCGGCGGAGUACGCAUGAUCAGUCAACGAUAGCUGACCCGGACCAGUACACGGAAAUGAAACCUUUUACUUCCGAGUGCGGCGAGAGCUGAGCAACCAGAGUUUGGACAUAGCUUUGAAUAAAGACAGAGACUAAGGAACUGUACUUGUAUGGACGAUUCCCAUGCUUCAAGGAUCAAAUGCUGUUUUUGAAAGAUAUCCCUUGCCAAAUAUAUGUUUGUAAUGCACUUCACUGUAGCGGAAAAGCUGAAAGGACUUGUAUUUAUUGUAAAUAUAAAUCAUUAUCAUAACGAUAAAAAAGACAUUGGCGCACUACGUAUGGAGUUGCCUGUACAAGUGCUGAAUUUACAGACUUUCGUAUGUCGUUUGGAAGUGUGAGAGGUACCGUACCUCUUGAGCUGCGCUGGACGCCAUUUUGUUUCUCUUGACAGCUGAACGAUUGGCAAUCAUUGGUUCGUAAUUCAAUGGAUAUUCCACCCUCUUGGACUUGGUUUUUAUUGUCGAAUGUUACGUAUAUUGUCAAUGAUACAAGUAGUACCGUUAUACAUUAAUAUUCCGAUGUCUUUUUAAAAUUGAAAACGUGGAGAUUAUUUUUUGUGAUGAAAAAAAGUGUAUUGAAUACAACCACACAUUAUCUAAAAUAACGAAGAAACGCCACGGAGUCUCAGAAGAAAAUGUCUACAUUUUCCUGCUCCUCUCCGCCAUGGGAGUUGGAGGCUAAAACUGCGUUGGUUGGUCAAUUGGGGGUUUAUGUAACGUAAUACAUAAGCGUCACACUAGGUAUUGAUUUUUUAUUGUUGGAUUUGAGAUUACUAUACUGUUGCACUAUUACAUGAUUGUAGGUAUUACGUUAAUAAUUUAUGUGAUUUUGUGAAUCUCGUUUCAAUCGACGCGUAACUAAGUGUACAUUAGUGUAUUAUAUAUAAAAAUUAAAUAUAUAUGUAAAUACGAAUGCGAGAUAACGGUUGGUCAGUCUUUUAUCAUGUAUGUAUUUUUUAUGUGCCAAGUUAAUGUGUAUUGAAAGAGAUUCGCAAUUGGGAGCCUGUCCCAAAAUAGUCAAAGCCAUUUACAAUUUAUCCCCUUUAACUGUCCAUGAAUUUACACACUUAUGUCGAACACUGCCGCCAGUCAGGCCCACACACCCUAAAGAGAUGUAAAGUUGGCUUGAUGUUCAUUGUGUCUGCAAGGUAAUGCUGACUUGAUCUUGGCUUUACCUCAUCUCACCCAAUCUUUUCAUUUUUUCUCAUUUUUUUUUUUUUUUGGGGGGGGGGGGAUCUGGUCCAGGUUCAUGUAAGGAUGUUUGCAAGAAUCAUAAUACAUAUGACACAUAAUAUUUUAAAACACAAAAGUUCAGACUCUUUGAGAACAGACUAAACGUCACUGUAAAACUUGAGGAACAGCACAACUGGACUUUCCGUUCUGAUACUAAGUUCAAUCUACGUAACCGGACAGUUAGCAAAACGUAUACCCCCCAAAUAGCGACAUAAAACUCUAUUAAGUUUGCUAAACUUAUCUCAAGAUAAGGAGGGGGGUGCCCCUCUAAGAACAUAUCAAAUUGGCUUUGACUGAACUGACUUUUACUCGGGCACACAAUUCGCUUAUCCUCAUAACCUAUUAAAUACAUUAUAUUCUGUGAUAAAGAUAAUGACAUUAAGGAAGGAUUGCUUAAGACUUAAUUAUAUUGCAUCUUAUGGACUUUGCGAGGAACUAAAGUAUGGAAUGCUAAAUGAAAGUCCCUUUUUUAAUAAAGCGUUAUUAUAUUUUCAUAACCGUCCAAUUGGAAUAAAAUACUUCCUAUUUCAAGUUGAUUAACCUAGUGAUUGUAAUCUUUAUCUCGUUCAUCUGUAUAUUUAUGUUUUAUCUUCCAGAUCAGGGAAUAAAAUAAUGAAGAUUGGGCGUUAAUGUGGUGACUUAAUCCGUAUUCCCUUUAUUGGUAAAGCCAUGUGCAAGCUUGCUCGCAUGGUUGUGAAACAGACCACUUGACUGCUGACAUACCUUGUGAAACGACCCCCUUGACUGAUUUAAUUACCAGAAAAUGAUCAAUACACUAGGUAGGGUCCGUUGCAAAAAAUGUAAAUAAUAACUUUUCAGUCUGUAUCUUUAAUACAUUUCGGUAUUGUGUUUUAUUUACGUGAGUUGCAUUCAAACCCAUGUCUUUGUGCAACGUGUACCUUGAACUGAUAAACUGUGCGAAGCAACACUGGACGUUUCCUUGGCCCCGUCUUACAAAGAGUUACGCUUGAUCUGAUCACCCUAAACUCUAUGGAAAUCCAUUAAUGUCGUAUUUUUUUCUACAUGAAAGUUGCACAAUGUCCUUUGUAAUAAAAGAAAGAGAAGUACAUUGAAUUCUCAAAUAAAUGAUGAAUGUAUGAAUAUACAUCAUAUCUAGAAAAUAUUUUGAACAAAAAUGCAUUUUAGAUGUUGACGUUGCUGGCUUCCCAUAGCUGUGGUUGAUCGAGUCUAUCGCAACUCUUUGUGUGACAGGGCCCGUGAUGUCCUAGUCAUACCAACGUCAUCGCUUCCAGACCGAUAACAUCUAAUGCGUUAUUUGGAAUGGCGCAGCACCGGUUUGUUUCUAGAUUGUUUCGUUGGUGUGACUGCGAAGCCGCUGCAUCGGACCUGAGAAAAAUGUUUCACAACUUCUGCGCAUGCGGAAAAGUCAACACUAUAUGUCUUAUUGGUUUCCAUGACGUCAUUAUUCCGACAAAAUAGUUUGGUUCUGUGAAAACAAAGUGGCGAUGUAAUGACUUGGGUAUUCAUACUAGACCAGGGGCCCGUUUAAUAAAGGACUUGCAACUGUUGUAACUUUGCCAUAAUGGCAACUACCAUGGUAACAGGGCUCAGCAGCCAAUCAGAAUCAAGGUUUCCAUGGUAGUGCCUUAAUGGCAAAGUUACAACAGUUGCAAGUCCUUUAUGAAACGGGCCCCAGAAAGUUCCGACCAAUUCCGUAAAUUCCUCAUGAUCUGAUCAUGAACAUCAUGACAAUUAUCAAGACUAACUGACCGGAUGGACAUUAUCUAAGAUCAUUUCCCAACUUCACCUCCUAAAGACUACCAUUAUACACAUUCGGCCCCCCCCCCUAUUUCGUGAUGAGGGCUGGGGGGGGGGGGGGGACUUUCCACUUUGAUACGAGAAUGAACCAGGAAUAUGAUAGGGGUUUUAGUACCAGCAUUGGAGUGCUGUAGCGUGAUGAUAGAAAACAAUAACACUUAAACAUUACAUAAAGCUUCAAGUACUUAAAAGAAAUUAAUAUCAUGCUGUUCAUUAUGCUGCCGACACAUUUAAUCAGGAAAAAUAAAGCAGUUUUAUUGACGAGAUCUUUUUAUACUAAGAAUACUAACAAACAUUGAAACACAAUGUGCUUCGAAAUUUUAAAAUGAGUGAGAUUUGUUAUAAUUCACAACCUAAAACUUUUAUUUUAUGCAUAUAGGGGCCUUUUCACACGUGAAUCUUGGAUCAUCAUUGUAAUGAUGAUUGCUACUCGCCUUUAGAAUCAUCGGACCUUUCACACGCUCACUCGAAACUGCGGUUUGAAUUCGAAUUCCCGAGCGAAGGCGGUAUGUGUCCUUGGUGACUUGUCAAUCAAAGCACUGCAUCGAUACGAUGAGUGCAUGACAAUUGUAUUACCAACGGAAGUGCUUGAAAGAACACGUAAGCUCCGCCCAAAAAGAUGUUUUAGAGGUCAAGCCUUUCACACGUACAAUUCGUAGCGUAAUUUGAGCGAAACUUAACUGGAAUUUACCUCCAGAGUAUAAUUUGGAUUCGUGAUUAGUGUUCGUGAUUCUAGUUUGGUUUCACAUGUGCUAAAAUUUCGUUUUCAGUCUUACUUUUCACUGGAAUUAUCAUCAUUCAAAUUACGAUUUUUUUUUACCGUGUGAAAGGGCGGAUAGUCAUGUCAAUAUUUCUUUUCAUCUUAGCAAUCUUUUGCAGGUGGCAUGUUUGCCAAACCCUCUCCCCUGCUAUGAGUUUUGUCCCAAGAUCCAUUAAUGUUUGACAGAGUUAAAGGGGAAGUUCACCCUGACAAAAAGUUUGUCGUAAAAAAAAAUGCUAAAAAAUUAUUGGUGAGAUGUUGAGGAAAUUCCAUCGUAGAUUAAGAAAGUUAUUAAUAGUUACUUUAAGAAUUUGAUUUGCGACGUCAUAUAUUUGCCAUGAGCUGCCACAUAGGUUAUGUAAUAUAAAAUGCAUGAAUUUCAUUUUUUAAUGGUUCAUUAUGUAUACAAAUAAAAUCCUAUCAGGAGCAGAUAUGAAGUGAUUUAUACUGGAAGUACAAUAACCAUUUUCAUUUUUUAAAGAAAAUGACAGUUUAGUGAUUUUUGCACGAUGCAUGGAAGCUGCUCGCGUAUGACGUCACAAAUAAAAAAAAAAUCUAAUAACUUUUCAAAUCUUUGAUAGAUUUUCCUCAAACCUUUACUAAUGUUUUUAAUUAUUUUCUGCUACUUUUACGAUUUUUCUUAUCAGUUUGAACUUCCCUUUCAAGCCAGUCCAUUUAUGCCAAGAUUUAUUCCAAUUACACAAAACGGGUGUCAUUGCUCAAGAAGAAAGUAACAAGUUUGAAUGACUUUCAAAGUAUGUCAUAUAGCAGCAUGUCAACGAACAAUGUCGAGAACUCCCAAUGAUAACGUGAGGGAUUUUCUUUAGGGGUUUAACAUGAGAAAGUAUAUCAUAUUCGGAAAUGAAUUCCGGCUGUGAGGAUGUGUUAUCAUUUCAGAAAUUCUAUUCAUCUGUAAAAUGCCAUAUAAAUUGUUUUAUCAAUCUUGAAAUGUGGUUUCUUUCUUUUUUAACUAUAAAUUUACAUGUUUGAUUGAUUUAUUGAAAAAAACUGUUAAUUCUAUUUCAAUUAAAAUCAUAUGAAAUGUCAAGCACAUUUUGAA
Messenger RNA from Lytechinus pictus (painted urchin), 6223 nucleotides. Its product is annotated as corticotropin-releasing factor receptor 1-like. Bases 26 to 1444 code for a protein of 472 amino acids. Lineage: Eukaryota; Metazoa; Echinodermata; Echinoidea; Temnopleuroida; Toxopneustidae. The record is from RefSeq and is a predicted model, not a curated record. The transcript has 11 exons. Gene Ontology annotation, molecular function: G protein-coupled peptide receptor activity. Gene Ontology annotation, cellular component: plasma membrane. Gene Ontology annotation, biological process: adenylate cyclase-modulating G protein-coupled receptor signaling pathway; cell surface receptor signaling pathway.